Messenger RNA from Harmonia axyridis, 1580 nucleotides. RefSeq lists its product as uncharacterized. NCBI's taxonomy places the organism in Eukaryota, Metazoa, Arthropoda, Insecta, Coleoptera, Coccinellidae. Gene Ontology annotation, molecular function: serine-type endopeptidase activity. The transcript is spliced from 5 exons. Gene Ontology annotation, biological process: proteolysis. The record is from RefSeq and is a predicted model, not a curated record. Bases 25 to 1473 code for a protein of 482 amino acids.
AUAUAAUUUUCUAAAAAACUAACCAUGUCUGUCGAAUUUUUAUUUGAAGUUAUUUUUAUUUUAACUUUCGUUUGUGCCAGAGGGACGAAAGUCACUACUCAAUUCGCAAAUAUUUCUUCUAGUAACUCGAGUUUUAAUACCGCUACAACAAAAUUUAGCUUCCAUCCUGUUCAUUUCAAUGUUGGAGAACUGUUGAUCAAAGACAAACAUCCAAAUAUCUUGAAACAACUUGAAAAUGUUAGACCAACAUGGAAUCAAACUCGGGUGCCACUAUUCUUGAACUUGAUUGUAAACUUGAAUUUUAUCAAUGAGAACGAUAAGAAAUCGAAUAAUCACAAAAGGUUAUACGGAAAGACCAAAAGGAAUAUAAAAAGUGAAGAAAUAAACAUACCAACAAAGAAUAAAAUGAUCCAAGAUGAUUCUCAAAAGACGGUUUCAGAAAAUUUGGGACACAUCUUCGAGAAGAUUAAGCUGAAGAUGGAACUUCAGAGGAAAAAGAGGAAUAUCGAGUUCCAAAACAAUGAGGACGCUAAAUUGGAGGUUCAUAAUGUAACAAACAGCCGGAACAAAAUACAGGACAUUUCAACAGAUGCAUUUCCCAAAAUGUCCCUUCUGAACGAUGACAAGGAAUUAGACGUGACUAAAUGGUUAAAAAAUUGGAAAGAUAUUCUAGCAGUAAAUCCUAUUUUGAGCACUGAUACGCCUACAAAACCGGAAGUUGACUUUAUAGACGAAUGGAAAUAUUCUUACAAGGUGACCCUUUAUAACUCCGAGACCUACAAUGUUUCCAACUAUAUAUGCUCAGGCUUACUGGUGUCACCACAGUGGGUUCUAACUUCCGUAUUCUGCAGUUUGGGUGACGAUGUCAUCCUUCUUAUUGGGGUUCACGCCCUGCCGGCAAAACUUGCACAACACAACAGAUACAGUGUGUUGAAGAAGGUGUACUCGCUGAGCGAUAAUCUGGAGCUGAUACAAAUGGACAGGCCCGUACAGUGGACAUUCAAAGCUCCUGAUAUCAGAGGUGUCAAAGUAGAGGAGAUGGAUAAUCUACUUCGCAGAGGGAAAUGCAACUUACUAUCUUGGGUUCCUGUUGAUAUUGAGAAAAAUAUAUUCGAGCUGAGACAAUACCCCCAACUCACGUUGCAGACGGAAGGCACAAGAAACCUCAAGAAAAACUGCGUGAAAGCCACAACUGUCCAGCAGUAUAGUCUCUCGAGGAAAGACAUAGGUUCUCCAGUUCUCUGUGAUAACACCGUCACAGGCAUCUUGCUGAAUAUCGAAGAGGAAGAAAAUAUGACUGUUGAAGUACUUUGUCCCGUCUUGGAAUGGAUCACCUUCUUCACAAGAGAGGGGUCCUAUUUUGAGGUAACAGCCAGAAAAUACACCUUGAGAAGCGAAGCAGUUACAAUGGGGCUUGCUAAAGACUGUCUGUUGGUGCAUUUUUUGAUGGUGUAUUUGAUUUGGAUGACUUGAUGGAAGAUGAGAAAUUAUCUGCGUAAUUUAAUUGUAUUAAUGUUCAAAGGAAGUGAUCAGAUAGAAAUACUUUUUUUCUUGAAAAGAAAUAAAUCUCAUGAUUUUGG